CGAGCCCAAGCGCUGCGGUGAAGCAUCGUCUAACGCGCGCUACGCGAGAUAAGGGCCGGCUAGAACUCGUUCCCAACACGUACUUUGACGCGUGGAACGCUGGCGCCCAGACGUGCGACGCCCACUAACUGCUGGCGACGCUGCACACUGCCGCACUGAACAGCAAGCAAGCCAUCGCCGCGCGAUCACAACGCCCUGAACAGCAACAGCAAACGUCAUCGCCGCACCCGUAUACAACGAUGCGAACGCUCCUCCUCCUCUUGACAGCAGCAAGGACGCGGCCCUUCACCGCAUCAAGAACCCGGCUGCCCAUCACCAUACGACGCGCCACAACCACAACAAUAGAGAUGCGCGUCAACCGCAGGAACACGAGGCGAGUCACCUUCAAGAACACGGGCGGCACGGUGGGGGAGAACGCGCGACGAAAGGAGGAAAGUGAAGUGCCGAACAAGGUCUUUUUCGCCAAUAUCAAAUACGACGCCACCGAGGACGACCUCCGGCCCUUCUUUUCCGCGGUGGGGCCCGUGACGAAUGUGCAGCUCGUGCGCGACUCCUACACGGGCCAGUCGAAGGGGUACGGCUUCGUGACGUUCUCGUCGCCCUUGGCCGCGACGACGGCCAUCCGGUCCCUGCACGGCAAGCCCUUUAAAGGUAGGGAGAUCCGGUUGGACGACGCCACGUCUUUGUCCAAGAGACGCAAGGAGAAGGCCGCGCGCGAGGGGUUCGAGCGGAGGGAGGCGCGGCGGCAGGCCGAGAAGGCUGCCAAAGAGGAGGGCUAAGCUUAUUUGUGUAGAUGUCGCGUCGGAGGCGUUGAGGCAGGCUUUCGCUGCGUGCGGGAUUUGUGUAGAUAGC
Pelagomonas calceolata is the source of this 852-nucleotide messenger RNA. Lineage: Eukaryota; Pelagophyceae; Pelagomonadales; Pelagomonadaceae. The record is from the annotation of a GenBank genome assembly.